Molecule: messenger RNA, 925 nt
Organism: Pseudovirgaria hyperparasitica
Lineage: Eukaryota; Fungi; Ascomycota; Dothideomycetes; Acrospermales; Acrospermaceae
Exons: 1
Coding region: 176-697 (173 amino acids)
Source: RefSeq, a predicted model, not a curated record
UAUAGGUUAUUUAAUUUGUACAGCUUCCAUAUUCUCCGUUGGUGCAAUGGUAUCGUGCUGCCCUCUAUAGAUGCCUCGACUAUAGUUGUACGCCCUAGUCCAUACCAUACGCACCCCGGGGAGGUACGCGGUUCGAGUCUCGUAGUACCCCCAAUAUUCCGCUUAUUUACCAAAGAUGCCGGAUGGUUCGAUUCCAUUCACAACCCGUCUCACACAUGGGGGUGUCCUGUAUCAGCGGGCCCGGGGCCUGGUCAUCAUUCCUUCUCAUUGUAUUCAGCCGUUCGGCCAGCCUUCUUCGGCUGUUCGGGCGGUGUUGAGGAGGAGGCUGGUGGCUAGGCGGGCUUACAGUCUGGAUUUUUUUGCGUUUGUCGGGGACGCUUCAGGGGAGAGUGGUGAUACUAUUUUUUUGGUAGUAGGAUGUUGUCUUCUGUCAUUGUUUGCUUGCUUUUGGCGUCAACCUGAAGGUUCUCCCAUACCGUUGUCUCCAUCGUUCUGGAGUUUUUUAGGACAUAUAAGGUGCGUAUCUACUGGACAUCUGAUCUGUCUCUUGAAUGAUCUUACGUUGGAGUGCUGCAUUCAGUGUGACAUUGACUGUAUACGGCACAGGCAUCAUCUAACCGUGAGACUGAACAACCUCAACACAGCUUACAAGUUAUUGGUGGACUCAGGUCCAUCAUUUACAAUGGCGGCUCCGUGAGAGGUUGUUGACUGUUUUAUAGUUCGUCUUGCUAGUCUGAAUACCAUGAUAAAGGUGAUGCGCUCGAUACAGGAGUUCCACAGAAAGAUCUACGAUUGGAUGAGGCCAUAUAUGCAUGUUCGUAUAGCCUUGGCGCUGCGUUUGUUUGGACGGUCGUGGACCUUGAAACUACUUAAUCUCUUCAUUAAGAGACUCUCGUGCCAUGUUACGUUAUUACUACAGACUCUC